GUCGCAUUCUCCGAGCCUAGCACAUCACCGGCGGCACAUCUCCCAGCACCGUGGAAAACCGUAGACGAAGAAGGCGAGGCAGACGCAGACCCACCCCGAAAUCUCUCUUCUCGCCGGCGGCAGCCACCGCCUCAGCCAUGAUCAGCAUCCUCGCGCAGGAGCGCCUCCUCGGGUUCGCCCUGGGCUCCGUCUCCAUGGGCGGCUUCGUCCUCCACCAGCGCCGCGCCAUCUACCGCUCCCUCGCCGACACCAGCGGCUCGCCCUACUCCUAUCAGCCUGGUGAAAUCACCAUUAGAAGGGGCUCAACUGAGCUGGCUCAUGUUUGGAACAAGGCAGUGGACGAGACUCUUGGGCGACUUGUUGUAUACCUUAGCUCUCGUGGAUGGUGAUUCAAGGACUGUGUUGAACAUGACAAGUGAUGAAGUGAGCAGGGCGGAGCAUGACUCAUUUUCACACCAUUGAUGUGCUGAAACAUCACUGAUGUACUUGACAUUUCUAUGUACCCGGAGUUGAAUAUCUUUUGUUUUAAAAGGUUUGCCAUGAUAAUUGUUUGAUGGAUCGAUGACCCAUUUAUCUCGAACAAUGUUCUCUAAGCAAGAAUCUGGAUGUA
This is a messenger RNA of Phragmites australis (common reed), 610 nucleotides long. RefSeq lists its product as uncharacterized. NCBI's taxonomy places the organism in Eukaryota, Viridiplantae, Streptophyta, Magnoliopsida, Poales, Poaceae. The record is from RefSeq and is a predicted model, not a curated record. The coding region runs from base 138 to 389 and encodes 83 amino acids. The transcript is spliced from 3 exons.